Messenger RNA from Cooperia oncophora, 387 nucleotides. The record is from the annotation of a GenBank genome assembly. NCBI's taxonomy places the organism in Eukaryota, Metazoa, Nematoda, Chromadorea, Rhabditida, Trichostrongylidae.
AUGUGCCAGCCAACUGUUUUCCGACUAGUGAAAGAAGUCCUCUCUUUGCGACAAAGGAUUUAUCGUCUGACACCCAACUUCAUUACGAACAAACGAUUGCAUGAAAUGUGCGGUGUGCCGAAGGAUUCAAGAAGAAUACAGACGAUCGAACAACAACUACUACGCACGGCACUGAGGACAAAACGUGAUCAAAUGUAUGCUUGUCUGAAGAAGUGUGUUGCUAAAGAGAUAAGUUGUGAACGGAUCGUGCCGAAACGCCUUUGGCAGAGAAUAACAAGACUGAAAGAAAAGUUCGAUAGAUUAGUAGACCAACAACGGUGUCGUAGAUCGAAGGAGGUGACUACUGGUAAUCCUAGUAAUACCACCAUCCCACACUCGUCGAAUGAU